UCAGCUGUCUUGUAAACAAACAACUAAAACUUUGCUCUUUUUGUUGGCUUUUAAGCAAAGAAGGAAGCAUGACCUGCUUGUUUGACAACUGACACAUCUCAUAUAGAAUGCCACAGCUUAAUUUUGAAAAGAACUAUAAUAAAACCACAAAUGAAAGUGUCUACAGUGAAGUCCAAAACAUGAAUUGUGCACCACAAGCUCUCCACGACGUGCUGUUUAUGCAGUUUGUUCUGUCCUCGCUCUCCCUGUAACCUGAAAGUUGAGGCAUGAGUGUACAAACAGAUGCAUCCGGGUUGUGAAGGAUGUGAUAGAUGUCACCUUCCCUCCUACCCCGCCCAUUAUUUAAACCCUACUGCUAAAACUGUGAUGGGCGAGUCUGUCAUAAAACACUUUAAAGGCAUACACUGCAAGUGAAAAGUUGAUAGUGGCUCAAGUUCUUGGUGAACGACAACCAAAUAUUGAUCUUAGGUGAGUGUGUGCUUGUUGAAUCAGCAUCUGACUGGCCUCAGGUGUUGCAUGACCGAAGCCCCGCCUUCAAAGAGAUGCAAAUAUACAGUACCUCCACAGGUUUCAUUUUACACCCGAGGGCAAAGAACAGCAGUCAUCGGAUGACAGGAGCUCUUUUGCAAUGAAAAGCAGCCAUGCAGUCGUCAGCUGAGAGGCACUGACAAAAGGAUCAGUCAGCCGGUCACAAGUGCCACCCCCGCCGCAGUUAUGGCCAUUGCAGAUCUUUUGGGAGUCCAAGUCGACAUGCAGCUGCUGCUCAAGAUGAGUCUUUCUGUCGCGACAGUGCUUCUGGUGUCGUUGGCCUACAGGUUCUACAGCUCCAGAUACACCAAAGAAAGCCCUUUGCAUGACAGCAAAGCACCGCCGACGUGCCAGAGGAUCCGUUGCCUGACCCCUCCUAAAAAAACACAGUCCGAAGCUAAAGAUCAUUGUUACGUGGCACAAGGUGCUCAACAUAUCGUCAAAGAAACAGAGGUAUCUUCAUGUCAGAAGCCAGCAUCGGUUUCCUCCAGGGACACUUCACCUGGAUCUUCUCUGGACAAGGUUGCCAGUGCAAAAGGCAGACGGUCCCCUUGCUUUUUGAAGAAGGUGGAGGGCUGUACGGGUGUGGGGAGAGAGCUGAGACAGGACUUGGAGCGACACGGGAUCUACUCGACCUUCCUCUCCAAGGCGGAGAUCAAGGUGGAAGACGCCAAGCUGGUAGUGGACGGUUCAGAAGAACAGAUUGUGCGUGGGAAGAUAUAUGAAUACUUUGUGGAGACUUCUCACUUUUCCACAGAUCAGAACACCCAGUUGGGUAAGGACAGAAAGAAAAUCGAGGUCCCAGAGUGUGAAAGAAAUCGCAGUGUGACGGAUUCUCUUUCCUCUGUAGACCCUGACACCACGGAUGAAGCCUGCUAUCUUGAGAACCAAAAGCGAAGGUGCUCCACAGGUACUGUACCCUUACGGAAGCAAAGCUAUUUGGCUGCUGGGGAGCAGUCAGAACUGCCGAGUUCACCUUCUCCCUCAGGGGGCUCAACUAGCACCAGCCCCCUCGAGGUCAGCCCUUUUACAAACAAUACAUGCCUCAAUGUGAUUAGUGUGUCUCAUGUAGAAGCCGGACCAGUGAGUCCUUUGUCAUACCAUUUAGCUAAAACUCCAGAUUUUGAAACCCUAAGAAAUCAACUGAAUUUGGGGAACUGUUUAGAGGCACUUUUCCUUGCCAAAAGACAUGGGCAGAGCUCUGUGGAGCAAGCAGCCCUCACCGUCAUGUCCGAUAACUAUCUCCACGUCCUCCGAGAUGCCGACCUUUAUGGGCGGCUCACCAAUGCUGAGCGGGAAAAAAUCCGGAGGCAGCGAGCAAGAGGGAGAAGAUUCAUUAUGGUGGCUGAUGUGGACCCUCAAGACUGGUCAAAGAACACCACAGGGAUGAGAAGAAGGUUGAGCGCCGUGCACUAUUACAACGACGGUGUCAACGCCUGGCAGACCCUUUGCCCUAUCCCACAGGAAGUCAUCAGCCAAGCCUGCGCCAUGUGUACGAUGGAUAAUUACUUAUUUGUGGCGGUGGGAUGCCAAGCCACAGACAGUGAAAUGAGUCCCUCCAAACGAGUGUUUUGCUACAAUCCUUUGACAGAUAUUUGGAAGGAGAUCAGUCCCAUGAAUGAAGCCAGGCCUCGCUGUAAACUGGCAGCACUGGAUGGCUACGUCUACGCCAUCGGGGGAGAGUGCCUUUCCUCAGUGGAGCGCUAUGACCCGCGUUUGGACAGAUGGACUUUUGUGGCCCCUUUGCCUAAUGAUACCUUCGCGGUGGCCCAUCAUGUGACGGUGUGCAACGGAGAGCUGUUUGUGUCCGGAGGGAGUGUCCGUUACAUGCUGAUGCGCUACAGCCCCAAAAUGGACACGUGGAGGGGGAGUCUUAUGGCUAGCGGCAAAGACAGGACCGUAGACAUGGAGGCUGUGGGAUCUUUUCUGUAUCGUUUUGAAGUCAACUCUGUUCUGGGAGUCAGCGUGUACCGCUACCACACGGUGGCCCGACUGUGGUACGAGUGCGGCACCAAACGUUUGCCACGAUGCCCUGCCUUCAGGUGUGUGGCCAUGGGCGACACGGUCUACUGUGUCAGUCGGCACUUCACUCUGACAUUUGAGGCCCAUGAGAUCUCCCCUGCUUUCACAGAGGACACUUUUACUGUCCCCCUUCCAGGCAAGGGCCUACUUGUCCCCUUUGUCUUGUCACUCCCGGAUAGGAAGCCUCUCCAGACCAGUGUGUAGCGCACAUCCAGUUUUGUAGGGAUGAUACAUCAAGUUGCUUUUUGACCAUGCCUGUUGCUAGCUACAAAGUCCUAGAGGUGCAGAGUCAGACCUAACCUAUGCACGCUUAGAUGGAUGGAUUGUGUUAACAUUGUACAUGCUCAACUCUACAUCGUUAAUGUUUAAUCCUCAAAAAUCCUACAUUAUUUAUUAAAAGGGUCAUACCGUGUAAUUCUUUUUUUCAACAUUUAAAACACCUUCUUGUUGUAAUGGUGGUUCUUGGGUGAAAGAUUUGCCUAGACUUAGUUUUACGGACCUACUUUCAAGCCAUUUUUUUUCUCUCUUUUGAAAGUGAUUGUUUUGAGAGACAGAGUUGCUGGAUGCAAAUGAACCUGUCCUUACCACGGCUAGGAAUGAACGGUGAGUGUGCAUUCGCCCCCGCCCGGCAGAAAGAGUUUGAAGUUUUUAGCUUUUAUUGUGCGCUGUGGACAUAGACGAGCGCCACCAGCCAUCAGUUUUACGUGACUUUCACCACCACACAACAUCCCAGGAUGAUAUAGCGAGACCACCGGCUUACUGUGGUUGGUUUUCAGCACCAACGAAGGAAGCAAAGAAAAGGAGGACGACAGAGGAGGACAGCCCAGCUGACGUAGAGAUCUGGAACUGGACACGCUGACCAAAGUGACAUUUCUAUGGAGUCUAACUUUCUAAUGCUACAUCUCGGACGUCUACACCUGUAUAACCAAAAUAAAAGCCUUUUCUAUUCUA
Messenger RNA from Nerophis ophidion (straightnose pipefish), 3501 nucleotides. It is a transcript of the gene klhdc7a, whose product is annotated as kelch domain containing 7A. The record is from RefSeq and is a predicted model, not a curated record. Lineage: Eukaryota; Metazoa; Chordata; Actinopteri; Syngnathiformes; Syngnathidae. Gene Ontology annotation, molecular function: protein binding. Bases 715 to 2754 code for a protein of 679 amino acids. The transcript has 2 exons.